Lepus europaeus (European hare) is the source of this 5477-nucleotide messenger RNA. RefSeq names its product RAS p21 protein activator 2 (gene RASA2). Gene Ontology annotation, biological process: intracellular signal transduction; regulation of GTPase activity; negative regulation of Ras protein signal transduction. The record is from RefSeq and is a predicted model, not a curated record. The coding region runs from base 3 to 2540 and encodes 845 amino acids. Gene Ontology annotation, molecular function: GTPase activator activity; phospholipid binding. The transcript has 24 exons. Lineage: Eukaryota; Metazoa; Chordata; Mammalia; Lagomorpha; Leporidae.
CCAUGGCGGCGGCGGUGGCUUCUUCCGAGGCGCCGGCGGCGGCUGCGACGGCAGAGCCCGAGGCCGGGGACGAGGACAGUCGCGAGGUCCGAGUGCUGCAGAGCUUGCGGGGCAAGAUAUGUGAAGCGAAAAAUUUAUUGCCAUUUCUUGGACCCAACAAAAUGAGAGAUUGUUUCUGUACUAUAAAUUUGGACCAGGAAGAAGUUUAUCGUACCCAAGUUGUUGAGAAAUCUUUAAGCCCAUUUUUCAGUGAAGAAUUUUACUUUGAGAUUCCAAGAACUUUCCAGUAUUUGUCAUUCUAUGUUUAUGAUAAAAAUGUUUUACAAAGAGAUCUUCGUAUAGGAAAAGUAGCCAUCAAAAAAGAAGACUUGUGUAACCACAGUGGCAAAGAAACUUGGUUUUCACUACAGCCUAUUGACUCUAAUUCAGAGGUUCAGGGUAAAGUUCACCUUGAAUUAAAACUGAAUGAACUGAUAACAGAAAAUGGAACUGUGUGCCAGCAGCUUGUUGUACACAUCAAGGCAUGCCAUGGGUUGCCUCUCAUAAAUGGACAAAGUUGUGAUCCUUAUGCAACAGUUUCUCUGGUGGGCCCUUCUAGGAAUGAUCAAAAGAAGACAAAAGUAAAGAAGAAAACAAGCAAUCCGCAGUUUAAUGAAAUCUUUUACUUUGAGGUAACCAGAUCCAGUAGUUACACGAGAAAGUCCCAGUUUCAGGUAGAAGAGGAGGACAUUGAAAAGCUAGAAAUUAGGAUUGACUUGUGGAACAAUGGAAACUUGGUCCAAGAUGUUUUCUUAGGUGAGAUUAAGGUUCCUGUGAAUGUGUUAAGAAAUGAUUCCUCUCAUCAAGCCUGGUACUUGCUACAACCAAGAGAAAAUGGAAACAAGACGUCUAAAACCGAUGACCUGGGGUCUCUUCGAUUAAAUAUAUGCUAUACAGAAGACUAUGUGCUUCCUUCAGAGUACUAUGGUCCUUUGAAAACUUUGCUGCUAAAAUCGCCAGAUGUUCAGCCAAUAUCUGCCUCAGCUGCUUACAUUUUGGGUGAAAUAUGUAGAGACAAAAAUGAUGCCGUCUUGCCCCUUGUCCGACUGCUGCUUCAUCAUGAUAAACUUGUUCCUUUUGCCACUGCAGUGGCUGAAUUAGACUUGAAGGAUACACAAGAUGCAAAUACAAUUUUUAGAGGAAAUUCUUUGGCUACCCGGUGUUUGGAUGAGAUGAUGAAAAUAGUGGGAGGGCACUACCUGAAAGUAACAUUAAAACCUAUUCUAGAUGAGAUAUGUGAAUCCUCAAAAUCGUGUGAAAUUGAUCCUAUUAAAUUGAAAGAGGGAGAUAAUGUAGAAAAUAAUAAAGAGAAUCUGCGCUACUAUGUAGACAAAUUAUUCAGUACAAUUGUAAAAUCAAGUAUGAGCUGCCCCACUGUAAUGUGUGAUAUCUUUUAUUCUCUAAGGCAAAUGGCUGCUCAAAGAUUUCCUAAUGAUCCUCAUGUUCAGUAUUCUGCAGUGAGCAGCUUUGUGUUUCUUCGUUUCUUUGCUGUAGCCGUAGUAUCACCUCAUACUUUUCAUUUGCGACCUCAUCAUCCAGAUGCACAGACAAUUAGGACAUUAACUCUCAUCUCGAAAACCAUUCAAACUUUGGGAAGCUGGGGCAGUCUGUCCAAAAGCAAGUCAAGCUUCAAAGAGACGUUCAUGUGCGAAUUUUUCAAAAUGUUUCAAGAAGAAGGAUAUAUUAUAGCGGUUAAAAAGUUCUUGGAUGAAAUUUCAUCUACUGAAACUAAAGAAUCCAGUGGUACAAGUGAGCCUGUGCAUCUGAAAGAAGGUGAGAUGUAUAAAAGAGCUCAGGGAAGAACCCGGAUUGGAAAAAAGAAUUUCAAGAAACGGUGGUUCUGCUUAACAAGCAGAGAGCUCACCUACCACAAACAGCCAGGUAGCAAAGAUGCAAUUUAUACAAUUCCAGUAAAAAACAUCCUUGCUGUGGAAAAACUAGAAGAGAGUUCCUUUAACAAGAAAAAUAUGUUCCAAGUAAUACAUACGGAGAAGCCACUCUAUGUCCAAGCAAAUAAUUGUGUAGAAGCUAAUGAAUGGAUAGAUGUACUCUGCAGGGUGAGCCGAUGCAAUCAGAACCGGCUCAGUUCUUUUCAUCCCUCUGCAUUCCUGAAUGGAAACUGGCUGUGCUGUCAGGAAACCAGUGAAAAUACUCCAGGCUGCAAGCCAUGUACUGCAGGUGUCCCUGCAGACAUCCAAAUAGAUAUUGAUGAAGACAGAGAAACAGAAAGGAUUUACUCACUUUUUACUCUAAGUUUACUUAAGCUGCAGAAGAUGGAAGAGGCCUGUGGAACAAUAGCAGUCUAUCAAGGACCCCAGAAGGAACCUGAUGAUUAUUCCAACUUUGUAAUUGAAGAUUCUGUAACAACCUUUAAGACAAUUCAGCAAAUAAAAACCAUCAUCGAGAAGCUGGAUGAACCUCAUGAAAAGUAUAGAAAGAAAAGAUCAAGUAGUGCGAAGUAUGGGAGCAAGGAAAAUCCAAUUGUUGGGAAAACAUCUUAGAGUUUGACCAAUUGAUUCAGAAGAACUGGAAAAUAUUUUUCUUGGAUUUUCUCAUAUUUUGUUCAUAGUAUUUAAGAAUGAACAUUGGCUUCAAUGUCACUUGCAUUCACAUUGUAUUUAAUAUUUAAUAAUUGAAAUUACCUGUUUGAGAAUCCUGAUAUUGAUAUAUUACUAGAGAAUUUGAAACCCAAGAUUCCCUUCAUAUCUUCUGUGUCCAAAUCCAUGUUUCUGCAACAACUUUUUAAUAGGACAAGUCUUCCUAAAGAAGGUUCCUAAAGACGCUUUGUAACAAAGGGAGAACUCUUCCAUAGCAAGAAACCAUCAGUUCUUGUACAGCUGUUCUGUGGACUUGUUUUCACUACCAUUAGUGCCUGCUCUAUACUGCCAACAUCUGUGUUUUACUAGAAAAAUCUCAAUUCAUGACAAUUCAAAGCUUUCCAUUUAGUUCAUCUAUACCCUCCCUCUUUAAAAAAAAGAAAAAAAAAUCCCUUUGGUCCAUUAGUCAUUACAUUAGGUUACAUUAGUGUCAGUAACAGAAACUUCAGAAAACUGCCAGAGCAUUCGUGGAAGUUGGGUGGAUCCUUUUGCCUAUGUAGAGAUGCAAACAGAACUCAGCUCGGAAGAAUCAGGGAACAUGUGCUGUUGUGUGCAUUUUGUUUACAUUUGAGAUGAGUGAUGGCAGAUGAAAUAAAAUGAGACCACUUUUUUCCAUUGUUUUAAAUAUCAGGUACUCAUCUUCUUGAUUUGAAAGUUCUGAUUAACAUGACUUCUAAGGCUAGCUCUUCUGAAAAAGAGGAGAAAGUAAACCGUGAAAGAUGGUCGUGGAAGAAUCACUUGAUUUCACUGGCUAAUUCAUGUUGUAACAAGGGCCACCAUAAGGAUGCCCUUCUUACAGUGUUAGGUUGUGAUCUAACUCAAGAACAGUCACUCGGCGCACUUUAAUAAUCUGGACUGCCCCAGGUUAUACUUUAGAUACUCCAUGGUAUCUGACUUUUAUGAUCAGUUGAAUGAUCAGUGUUUAAGUCUAGAAAUAAUGUUAUCCUGAAAAUGUUUAUAUUUCAUUGCUAUCUCCUUAUUGCUUGCUAGCCAAAUGGAAUUUGGGCAAGCAGCUGUUUGAAUCCCAUUUUUACCUGAUAAUUUACUUUUGUUCUGAAAACCAUAACUGUAAAUAAGCAGUUGAAGCAAGUUGCCAUCUUAAAGUUAAGAGGGGAUAUAUUUUGCUUCAUCAGUAUUAAAGACCAUGGUACUCUUGUCUUUGUAAUUCCAAACAUUUUCUAAAUGUGGUACUUUGAAACUUGGAGUAUUUAGUUAUGUUUCUUUUUAAAACUGUGACUUAUUAGUGUAAGUCUAGCUAGUAGUGCAUUUUUUAUUUCCCUCAGCAUAAGCUAUAUUUCAAUAUAUACUUUGCCAAUUAUCUUAUUGGUGAUUGUUUUUAAAUUGUAUUGUUUUUAGGUAAUAGUCUGAAGAACAUUGGCACACAAAGUUGUUUUAUAAAUGUUAUUUCUCUGAAUGUGAAAGAAAAAUCAACUGGUUAUGUUUAAGAAUCAGAAAUAGUCUGUAUUAUGAUCGAUUAUUACUCCUGGCCUAAAGACAGAUUUGAAAGUUCUUUAAAUUUUAUGAACUAGUAAAUCCCAUAAACUACACUGAUUUAUAAAUAUAAAAACUUAGCCAUUUAAUAAAUUUCUCAUUCUUGAAUUUCAUCAAUUAGAAUUCCUCUUAAGAAUCUUGGAAAUGUCUACCUGCGAUGACUAUGUACCCAUUCAUUACUUUUUAGUGAUUCUUUCGUCCUUUGCUAUUUAAGAUGGAAAAUAUUCUAACAUCAGAUCUUCAAUUGUGAUUGUUUUGAAGAGAUCACAGCACAAUCCAAGGAACCCCAACUAUGUGAAGAGAAGGGUCCAGUCAUGUAGUUUUUUUUUUUCUUCACAUGGCACUUUAAACAGCCAGUUUGACUGGAGUUAACCUGCCUAAAAGUAAAAAGUAAUGAGAGAUUUCUUUUCUUUGACAGUCUGUUGAAAUAAGAGUCCCUGUCAGUAGGACUCUAAGGUAGCCAAGGAUCUAGCUUCCUAGGUCCUCGUUCUUCUGAUGUUACUCAUGAGGACUUUGAUUUUACUACCUGGGCGCUCUCUGCUUUUUCUGCAUUUGAAAAUAUACAUAACAGGUCACUUCUCCCUGAAACCCCAGGAUGGAAAGAAAAGAAUGACAAAUGGAAACUUGCCAUAAUGACAGUUCUGGUUCUUAGUUUAGCCAUUUCCAUAAAUUGAAAUUGUGGUGAUCUGGGGCUUGUUUUGUUUUUGUUUACUUACGUUUUUUAAUAUUCAUUUAAUAAAAUGAUGGGCAAUAGCAAAGGUUUUUAUUCCCAGGAAUAUAAUUUAUCAAAUUGAACUAUUUUAUUUGCCAAAGAAACAGCAUUUUAUCACGGGUAAUGGUUAAAUGUCAAAACUAAGCUUUUUCUAUUAUGUUAAAAAAAAAGUGACAAAUGAUGUGGCUUUUGUUUCUGAAACCUGAUUUCAUUUUUUAUUAGAAAGGCUCAUUCAUGCCAGAUUUUGAAAUACAGUUGUUUUCUGGUUUUUUUUUUUUUUUUAAGUGAAAGCACCUUUAAUUUGCUCUAACGGUACAUCCUGUAAAGACAGAAUUCCCUAUAGCAUUUUAGGUGUCCUUACAGUAUGUGAAAAAUACAAGACUCAUUCUAGAGUUGCAUAUCAAUCUUAAUUGAUACUAUCUGCUUCCAUUUUUAUUAACUUGGAAAUUAAUAUGUUGCUGGUAAAUAUUGGUUUUUACAGUGUCCAGUUGAAAAUGUAAGUUAUCGAAACUUAAUGUAGUGAAUUUGUGUAACCAUGUUGUAUUGUUGAGAAUGUAUUUUUAUUUAAAUUUUAUUUUCUUAUCAAGAGUAUUAUAAAAAUUAAAAACUUUUGUAACUGUCGCUUGGAAAUAACUCAA